AUGUCCUUAUGUUGGUUAUAUAGAGUAAAACCUUCGGUAUGUCACGAACCAUUUCAAAAAGCUUCUAAUAUUGGUGGUACUAUCGUUAGUAAUUUUACUGGAGAACCAUAUGUAAAAUUUAUUCCUGAUCAAAUUCGGUGGAGUCCAUUUAAGCUCUACAAAGAAAAUAAAGAAAAUUUCAUUGAAGGAUUAAAUACUUUAGCUGGAGCGGGUGACCCAUCUGUUAAACAUGGAUUAGCUAUUCAUAUUUAUCUUGCUGGACCCCCUCUACAAGCACACCCCUCGGGACCAUAG
This is a messenger RNA of Diversispora eburnea, 294 nucleotides long. NCBI's taxonomy places the organism in Eukaryota, Fungi, Glomeromycota, Glomeromycetes, Diversisporales, Diversisporaceae. The record is from the annotation of a GenBank genome assembly.